AUGGUGUAACGCCAUGUUAGAAACAAAACGCUGAAAUACUUCAACAAUUAGUUUUAUUCAGUGAGAUACCCAAAAUCCUGAAUCGCCAUUUACUCAAAAAUAACAUCUAGUCAAUUUUAUGUUACCUACGAAAACACUAGACCUAGGGCCCUUUCAAUAUCCUUGUUGUCCUUUAUCGUUUGCUAGGUCCACAGAGACUGGGCAAAGAAGAAUCCCAAUCGAAAGUCUGAUGACUACGUUACACAUUAUUAUGGCAAUGGUGAAAUAUGUGAUCUUACUGGUAUGGCAAGAACUGUACAAGUUAAACUGAGGUUGGUUUAACUAGUGGAUGAUUCUAGCUAUACAGACGAAAUUUUGAUCUCGGACAUUUGAUUCGGGCUCGGAUUUGACUCGGUUAACCGACAAACUCCCAAUGAUAUCAGUUGAUUCUGCAUGGGCAGGCUGGAAUAUUACUUACAUUUUAACUUACAGGUGUAAGAAAUCCAAUCAUCUGCAAGAAGUCUCAAUCUAUUUAGUGGAACCAAACCCAUGCCAGUAUAUUCUUGGGGUAAGCCAACAUUAUUCUUUUAUCAAUUACAUAAGUACAUCGAGUUUACUCCAUCAUCAGGUGACAAAAUCUAGAAAUUGUAAUCUAAAAACUUUGUGCAAUUAAUUGUUUAUUUUCCCUUUUUUUUCUCCGUUCAGGUGGAUUCUCCUAUUCUUUGUCCUCUGAUUAAAAACGCUGACGAAGACGGAAUAUUUCCAACGACACUUUAA
This is a messenger RNA of Paramuricea clavata, 756 nucleotides long. The record is from the annotation of a GenBank genome assembly. NCBI's taxonomy places the organism in Eukaryota, Metazoa, Cnidaria, Anthozoa, Malacalcyonacea, Plexauridae.